CGAUAUUUUUUUCACAUCACUAGCUGACAGAAUAUAUGGCUUUUUUACAUUUUGCGUUUUCAACUGAAGUUUGCGAAGAAACCGAAGCGUGGUAAACCACUGAAAUCGAAAAUAUCGACAGAAAAGCGACCUAAAGUCGGUGAAGAAGUCGCACGUUGAUCGUUGUGUUUUUUUCCCGAAAUUUUCUGCAAAAAGCCCGUGCGUGCGUGAGUUUCUCUGGCUCUUGCUUUUUUUUUGUCCAUGCGUGUGUGUGUGGUCGCAUAAAUUUACCGAUAUUUCGCCUGUGAGAGCGAAACGAACGAAAAACGAAAGAAAAAAAGAGAGACGAGUAAAGUAAAACGAAACAGGCAUAAAAACAGCAGCAGUUUUCUUGAUAUAUUUGGCUAAAAAACGCAAACCAAACAGCCAGCAAGAACAACAAAUAGCUGGGCAAAAACAGGACGCACAAAAAAUAAAAUUAAAACGAUAAGAGGCGAAAAGCGGAGAGAGUGAAAUUCUCGGCAGCAACAACGACAAGAACAACACCAGGAGCAGCAGCAACAACAACAACAAAAGCCAGCCGCCACAAUGAGCAAAUCACUCUUUGAUCUUCCGUUGACCAUUGAACCAGAACAUGAGUUGCGUUUUGUGGGUCCCUUCACCCGACCCGUUGUCACAAUCAUGACUCUGCGCAACAACUCGGCUCUGCCUCUGGUCUUCAAGAUCAAGACAACCGCCCCGAAACGCUACUGCGUACGUCCAAACAUCGGCAAGAUAAUUCCCUUUCGAUCAACCCAGGUGGAGAUCUGCCUUCAGCCAUUCGUCUACGAUCAGCAGGAGAAGAACAAGCACAAGUUCAUGGUGCAGAGCGUCCUGGCACCCAUGGAUGCUGAUCUAAGCGAUUUAAAUAAAUUGUGGAAGGAUCUGGAGCCCGAGCAGCUGAUGGACGCCAAACUGAAGUGCGUUUUCGAGAUGCCCACCGCUGAGGCAAAUGCUGAGAACACCAGCGGUGGUGGUGCCGUUGGCGGCGGAACCGGAGCUGCCGGAGGCGGAAGCGCGGGUGCCAAUACUAGCUCAGCCAGCGCUGAGGCGCUCGAGAGCAAGCCGAAGCUCUCCAGCGAGGAUAAGUUUAAGCCAUCCAAUUUGCUCGAAACGUCUGAGAGUCUGGACUUGCUGUCCGGAGAGAUCAAAGCGCUGCGUGAAUGCAACAUUGAAUUGCGAAGAGAGAAUCUUCACUUGAAGGAUCAAAUCACACGUUUCCGGAGCUCGCCGGCCGUCAAACAGGUGAAUGAGCCCUAUGCCCCAGUCCUGGCUGAGAAGCAGAUUCCGGUCUUUUACAUUGCAGUUGCCAUUGCUGCGGCCAUCGUUAGCCUCCUGCUGGGCAAAUUCUUUCUCUGAAUGCCAUAAACGAACGCCAGCAACAUGCUACAUGCAACGUGCAGCAACAGUAACAGCAAGAACAGCGGCAACACCAUCAUACAGCAACAGCAACAACAAAAGCAAAAGCAGCAGCAGCAGCAGCAACUAACAAUAGCAACAACAACGAAAGAAGAACAGCAGCAGCAGGAGCAUUAAAAUAAAUUUAAUUGGCAGAAGAAACAAACCACAGAGACGAAUGUAAAGCUGACUAAACCGGGGACCGUAUACAUUUAAACGGUUGUAUUGAAAAUCAAAAAUAAUCAUUGUUUGUUAGCGAAACAAGUAUCGCUCAGAAUAGUAUGGAUUAUGAUGUGAGAAAUAUUGUUUGGUUCCAACAUAUUGCUCAAAGACAGAUUGGCAGUUCUUGUUUUUAAUACGAAUCUUAACGAGACUUAAGUGUAAAGCAUUCGAAACAAUUUUAAGCUGUAUUGACGCUUCGUGUAUUUCAACCAAAAAUAUUUAAGUUUUUGCAAGAUCUCGCUUGAAUUAGUCGCAACCGGACUUUGAGUAAUAAGAACAUUUGGGCCCUAUGAAAUCCCUCACAUCAUAAUCAAUACUUAAAAAAAAGAAAACAUAACGAAUGAUUACUUUUGGUACCUGGGCUAAACAAAACAAAAAAAAAAAAAAAAAACAAAAAAAAAACCGCAGAGAAAGGGAAAAAUAGAAGAGACGUAAAAUCGUAUUUUCGCAAGGGGGAACAUCUCUCAAGAACUCUUUAAAAUCCGCUAAGAUCCAUACGUAUAUUUGCUCAGAUUUUCGAUUGCAUUUUUUCGCUAUUAUUAAUUUGUAAGAACUUAAGUUUAAAAUGCCUCACAAUUCGUUUUAAUAAUUUUUCGAUGCAUUUGCAAACGGGAAAAGUCAAGUAUUUCAAAGAAUAACAAAAAUUAUCAUUAAUCAUACCUUCUCGACGAAACUAAAAGAAAAACCAAUUUGUUACUUGAGUGCGAGAAUAAACUUCAGUUUUAUCAAUUUUUUUUAUUAUUUGCUUUCUUUUUGUUAAUUAAUUUUUUGCAGCCACAUAGACCUAGAUGUAAAAUUUAAAUCGAAAACAGAAACGCAAAUGUCAAGAAAAAAACAUUUAGCAAAAUGCAACAAAAAUUAAGAAGAAACACUUGUAUGGAAAACCAAUCAAUGAAAAGCUUCAAAAAAUAAAAAAAUAAAAACAACAAUGCUCUGCAAGGCCGACGCUCUCUAAGAAAGAAAAGUUGCUUCACCUCACCCCUCGUCCCAUCACUCUUUCUCAUUCUCAACCGUCUGUCCCUCUCUAAAUCCCGAAACGAGAUCGAACGCGGACGGCGGCUCUAUAUAUACAUAUUUAUAUAUAAUCAUUAUUGUUUUGGUUGGCAUUUGCAUUUACUAAGUUUCGUUUUAGUCACUUCAGUGGUUACAUUACUACACACAUACACACCACUCAAUGAACGCUAUAUAUAUAUAUAUAUAUAUAGAUAUAUAUAUAUUAUAUGAAUAUACUAAAUUUCUGUAAGCAAACCUUUAUGUAAUUUGUGUUGUUUGCCAAGGUCGAAUUGAACGAUUUCCAGCCCAAAUGGCACCGAAAUUGAGAAAAUCCAUCAACUGUAUCCGACACGCCGAUAUAUAUACGAUCUAAUAAGUGCAAAAAAAAAAUCAAUCAAUUUUCUAAAAAAGAAAACACAAAAAAAAAAAGGAACGAAAAAACCUUUACUAGAAGCAAAACAAACGCGUGUUGUUCAUGGUUUACACUGCACCCGUGGAUCCAUAGAUUUGGAUCCAUAGAUACACCCACCCACCCACUUGGUUCCUUUCGUAGCGCCUACUAUUUGCUGGCGAUGCAUCUUGUUUCACACAAUUGUUUCCCCAACACAUUUCAUUGCUAUUGUUCGUGGUUACGACUUUUUUUAUAUAGUUUGCAAAGCAUUGAAAAGGGUAUAUAGAUUUAUACAUGAAUAUAUAUUCGCCGACAUGCAUGAUCGCUGUAAUUUCAUAGGCAUGUGGAAAACUCGUAUUUAAAUGUUUAACUAGAAAUACAGAAAAGAAAAGAAAAAAUAAACUAAAAAUAAAUAAAAGGAAAUGUGGAAAUAAACAAAUGAUAAAGACAAAAGCAAAUCAUAAGCAAAUUGUACUUGAUGUCAGCUGUAGCAAAAAAAAAAAAACAAAACACAAUAUAUAUGAACAUAAUAAUAAUAAUAAAAUGUGAAAACGGAACUUAACAUUCAAAAAUUGUUUCGAUACAUUUAACAACAUUCAAUUGCAUUAUUUGAUUGAAGUCAACCGACACACACACACACUUUACUCACACCCGAAAGAGUCUGUCUCCUCGCGAAGUAGGCGCAAAAUCAACGAAAGUUGUAGAAGAUCUGGAAGCUGGAGAUCAGCACACACACACACAUACACACAAGAGAAAAACAAUUAUUAUAAUAUUUACAGCAUGAAUCUUAAAAACUAAGCGUUUUUUUCUCAAAGGAAAAGUAAAAUGAAACAUUGUUAAUUAAACAUCAAAUAUCAUUUGAAAUAAAUUUAAAU
Drosophila melanogaster (fruit fly) is the source of this 3897-nucleotide messenger RNA. It is a transcript of the gene Vap33, whose product is annotated as VAMP-associated protein 33kDa. The record is from RefSeq and is marked reviewed. NCBI's taxonomy places the organism in Eukaryota, Metazoa, Arthropoda, Insecta, Diptera, Drosophilidae. The coding region runs from base 568 to 1377 and encodes 269 amino acids. The transcript is spliced from 7 exons. Gene Ontology annotation, cellular component: endoplasmic reticulum membrane; neuron projection; membrane.